AUGGAAGUGAUAAAAACAGAAUUUACCCCAAGUGAUAAGCCGGCAAAGCCGGUAAAUUCACCUCCUGCGGGAGCAUUGGCCCACGGAUUUUGGGGGGGCCAGAUCACUUUCCAUCAUCGACCAGAGCUGAGCGGCCUGGGUGACGUACCUGCGGGUGAACUUGACUAUUGCACUGACUUAUACAAAUCAAAUGACAUUAUCCCUGACGCGCCUGCGGGCAAGAUAUCUGACAAUUUCAGACCUCAGCUUCUGAGACUUAGGGGUGGGGGUGACUCUUACCCACUCGAAAUGGACAUGUACUUUAACACCGGUUUGAUGGUGCCAGAGACCAGUUGGUCCAACAUGGACUUAGCCCAAGUGCUUAGAAUUAGAGGCGGGGCUGGUGACGAGGACACGUUUUCAACACCUACUCCCUUAUCCAAUCCUAGAAAAAGGAAGAGCACUUGCGUCCCUGAUGAGACACAUGCCGAGGCGAUGUCCCGACACCUUGAAAAUCAAGAUGAAAUAUACGAAUACAUUAAGGCUGAGUUGAUAACCAUGUUGGACAAGACCAGAAUAGGUAAAAAAUGGCAAGACAGCAUCCUGGAUCUGGUAGAUAAACUGGUCAUUACCAGCAGGAGCAUAUAUAUAGAGGCGUCUGAGCUUAUUGGUGAAUCUUCAUCGUUGCAUAGCGUACUUGCUGAUUGCAGGAAAGACAACGAAAGACUCAGCACCGAGGUUGGAGCCCUCAGAGAACAAGUCUCUUCCCUGCGGGUAAUGUCAGAGUCCAGCCACCACCCCCCAUCGACAGCGGAUAACUGUAACUGUAAAGAUCAUCUGGAAAUAAUUAGCGCCGAACUCAGUGCCGCAGUAAGGGCUAUGACAGACGCCUCGAAUAGGAAACUUGCUAAGAAAACAAAGCGUCAGGGAAACGAAUAUCAGUUAAGAAUGAUCAACCCAGACACUGCGAUAGUCAUUGACCAGCAGGGCCCGUCUACCUCCUCAAAACAGCCGGAGACCAUCGACUUGGUGAUGGAAGUUGAAGGGUCGGACACUGAACUUAAUGCGUCAAAUACCUACGCCACGAUCACGAAAAAGAAACCCGUUAAGGAUAGACUAGGGACGAGGAUUCGGCCUACUCCGACCAAAACUCCUAAAAGCGCCAAGGGGAGCCGGGACGCCAAAAUGAAAAGGGCAAAGAAACAGCUAGUUAAGCCGGCAUUUGUGAUAGACGCAGAGUCUGGUAACGACAUCUGGACGAAGGUGAAAAAAGCUAUUCCUAAGCCGAAGGUGGACGGCUUCAGAAAACUGAGCAACGGUAGUUACAUUGUCACAACAGCCGAUAAAGAAACGGCAAAUGCCAUUCGAUCCCUGUCGGGCUCAGGCGGUCUGUCUAUUACCGAGUCGGGACCUCGUAAACCCAAAGUUAAGAUGAAAGGCAUCCCUUCAGACUACGAAGCUUCGUUCAUAAGUGACUCGCUCAUCGCGCAGAACACAGAUACGGAAGGGGCUAACAGCUCAGAAGUCAGACCGCUGUUCAGAUGCGGAAAGCGGGGCUUGGAUACCACCGACUGGGUGAUAGAGCUAUCACCGCGUCUGUACAAAGAACUCAUAAACAAACGAACCUUCAUCGGCAUGGUAUCAACCUUCCCCAGGCCAUUCAUUGAUGCUCCAUACUGUCGAAGAUGUCUUUCGCUUACACACAAGACCAAGGACUGUGAGCAAGAGGGGGUCACUUGCUUCCAUUGUGCCAAAACAGGUCACGACAAGAAGUCUUGCCCUGAGUCUUCGGGCAGUCCCACAUGCGCACAGUGCAAUGGGCGGCACAAGUCCUUGUCGAAAGACUGCAAAAAAUGGGAGUCCAGAAUAAGGCAGCUGCAGACUUACACUGACUAUGAGUGCUGA
Messenger RNA from Macrosiphum euphorbiae (potato aphid), 1884 nucleotides. NCBI's taxonomy places the organism in Eukaryota, Metazoa, Arthropoda, Insecta, Hemiptera, Aphididae. The record is from the annotation of a GenBank genome assembly.